UAUGUUAAAAGACACACCACUGAGAGUUGCCAUAUGUAUCCUUAUUCCCUCCACACUUUCGGCUUUUCCCUACAUCUGCAAACUACUUUUUCUAAAUUCUCAUAACCAAAUCAUGAUACUGCAAUAAUUUAAUCAUGCUUUUUCGUAUAAAAUUUAUUAAUGUUCCUCCAUAUACUAUAGUAUUUUCUUACCUGUUUUAUAAAUUUUAAAGAGCGGCGUACGAUGUUUCAAAUCGUAAAAAAUUAGUUCUUGGUUGACUAAAAUACUCUGGAAGGCAGCAGUAAUGCUAUGGCAAUGAUGAGACUCAAGGGUACAGCUUACAAGUGGGAAUUUCAUAAAGAAAUUGGCAUGGAAGUUAAAGCUAAGACAAGCUCAUUACAUGUUUAAAGAAGAAGCUUUAUUGAAGUAACAAAAUAGAAGAAUCUGCAGUUCUGUUUCAGAUUAUAGAAGAAUCUUGAAAUUCAAGUUAGGUUUUUGAAAUUUAAUGCAGAAGAAAUUGGGAGCUCGAAUAAGUGGUCAAGAUCGGGCAUUAUCUGUUUUUCUUUUUCGCGGAAAGAACCCUUUGUGGUCACUACUGUAUUAAAGCUGAAGCAUUCAUUUGUCAGAAGUUUGGGCCAUGGUAUUUAAGCAUGGUAUAAUGACACAAUAGUUUCAGAAAGGGAGUCAAAAAUCGAAAAGCAAGGAAGUUUUAGACAUGAAGUUUAUGAAACUUGGAUCUCGGCCAGAUACUUUCCAUACUACUGAUGGUGUGAGGUCAGUAUCCUCGGAGAUCGUUACUGAUCUUAUAGUGCAAGUUGAAGGAAACAGAUAUCUGCUUCACAAGUUUCCUCUGCUGUCAAAGUGUCUGCACCUUCAGCAGCAAUGCUUCGAAGCUCCUGAAUCUUCAUCACAACAAGAAAUCAUAUUCCCAGAAUUCCCUGGUGGAAUUGAGGCAUUUGAAUUAUGUGCAAAGUUCUGCUAUGGUAUCACUAUCACUAUUAGUGCCUACAAUAUUGUAUCAGCUCGAUGUGCUGCUGAAUAUCUACAGAUGACUGAGGAUGUUGAAAAGGGGAACUUGAUUAAUAAGCUUGAAGUUUUUCUUAAUUCUUGUGUACUUCAUGGCUGGAAGGACUCAAUCGUGACCUUACAGAGUACCAAAACGUUCCACGCUUGGGCAGAAGACCUUGGUAUCACUAGCAGAUGCAUUGAAUCUAUUGUUUCCAAAGUUAUUUCCAACCCCUCAAAGGUGAAUUUAUCACACAGUUAUUCCAGAAGAGGUAAGGACGACGCCCUGUCUUGUAAUGGAUCGGAGAGCAGAUCUAAAAAUAUGUCCACGGGCUGGUGGGCUGAAGAUAUUGCAGAGCUGGGAAUUGAAAUUUAUUGGAGAACAAUGAUGGCCAUAAAAUCAAGUGGAAGAAUUCCUUCUAAUAUUGUUGGUGAUGCAUUGCGGAUAUAUGCUCAUCGAUGGCUACCAAAAAUAUCAAGAGCUUUUAACAAUGAGAAGCAAGUUGAAUCCUCCCUUGAGUCGGAUUCAGUUGCAGAAGUAGCUUCGAUGCCUAGGCUUUUCUUAAAAUCAAUAAUUACGUUGCUUCCAGUGGACAGAACUGCUGUUUCUUGCAGCUUCUUGCUUAAACUUUUAAAGGCAGCCAAUAUACUGAGAGUAUCUUCUUCUACAAAGAUAGAACUGGCCAAAAGAAUCGGAACUCAAUUAGAGGAAGCAACAGUUGGUGAUCUUCUAAUUCCUAAUAUGUCGGUCUCAUGCAAAGAGCAAUAUGAUGUUGAUAUUGUCAUUACCAUAUUAGAGCAGUACAUGUUACAAGGACAGAGUCCCCCAACUAGUCCUCCAAGAUCCAAGGGAGAUAUCCAUAGGAGGUCCCGUUCAGCUGAAAACAUUUCAGAGCUUCAUGAAAGUAGAAGGUCAUCCUCAGCCUCUCACAGCUCUAAACUAAGAGUUGCAAGACUUAUGGAUGGCUAUCUCCAGGUGGUUGCUCGUGAUGCUAAUUUACCACUUCUAAAGUUCAUUGCAAUUGCUGAGGCUAUUCCUGAGUUUGCAAGGCUCAAUCAUGAUGACCUAUACAGAGCCAUCGACAUCUAUCUCAAGGGACAUCCAGAGCUUACUAAGAGUGAAAGGAAGCGUCUGUGCCGAGUUCUUGACUGCAAAAAGUUGUCUGCAGAAGCCUGCACACAUGCAGCACAAAACGAAUUACUCCCACUUCGCGUAGUGAUUCAAGUCCUUUUCUUUGAGCAAGCUCGAGCUGCUGUUGCUACAGGCCAAAUGACCAAUAUUCCAGGCAAUAUCAAGGCACUUCUAGCAGCACAUGACGAUCCAAUGAGGCCUCUCGAGCCAUCAAUUAGUGGCAAAACUUUGCAAACAGAUGACCAGUGGAGCGUUUCAGGCCUUAAGACGCCAAGUUCUAAUGUUUCAACUCUAAGAAUGAAGCUGGAAGAAGAUGAUGACUUGGAUGAAAGCUACGUGAGUGGAUUUGGGAAAUCAUCUCAAGUCAAGGCAACUCGUUCCCAUCCAAAUCGGCCUAGAAGAAUGUUCAGUAAGCUGUGGUCCAUCAACAGGCAAGGAAGUGAAAAGAGAUAACGUGUAAUUAAUUUAGCUGAUGAGGUGACUGGUCCUGUAGGUUUACGUAUUGAUUUAUCCUGUCCAGUGUCUUCCUUUCCUUUCUCUUUGUUAAUUAAAUGAUUAGAGAACACGAUCAAUUCAAUGUGCAUUAUUGGUGUAAUCUGUGUCAAUAAUCAAAUAGCAAUACAUGAUUACUUAAUUACAUGAGAUAGAAUCUCGAAGGUGCUUCUUCUUUUGUAUAAUUUGGAAGGAUCAAGAUGAUGUUAUAUUAUUGCUCC
Messenger RNA from Daucus carota subsp. sativus, 2829 nucleotides. Its product is annotated as BTB/POZ domain-containing protein At1g67900. The record is from RefSeq and is a predicted model, not a curated record. Lineage: Eukaryota; Viridiplantae; Streptophyta; Magnoliopsida; Apiales; Apiaceae. The coding region runs from base 695 to 2569 and encodes 624 amino acids. The transcript has 5 exons.